AGAGCCCAGCUCUCUCGCAGGCCGUAAAACCCGGACUGGAGCCCGCCUCACAGCUACGUCCCGUGUGUUUGGGGCGGUCUGCGCUAAAAAGCGGCCAGGAACAGGUCCUCAGUCCUUUGACUCACACCACUGGUGAGCAUCUUUAUGUGUCCAAUAUAUUCAAAAACAUUGGUGAUGUGGCACUAAACAACUCAAACCUCUGUCUGUGGAUUCAGAAACAUUUCUUAGCUAACGUGCUAGCUCUGCUAGCUGUGUAAUAAACUGAGUGCUGGUCUCUGUGACCCCAGAAGCAGACUCACCAACCAGCAGUAACAUGGCAGCCUUAUCAGGCGGGAAAAAGACGAGCCAAAAGGCAAAGGUAAGACACCCAGCCAGCCCCGGACGAACCUGCCUGCUGUUCCUGCUAAUCAGGAGAACAAAGACGGCAUCUUUAGCUUUGUCCUCGUCAGACCGGCUGGAGUCCAAAGACUGGGCCUCUCAGUGUUCGAUGAAUCUGUGAUAGUGGUUACUACAAGUACAGAGUUAAAACGCGUACCUGGCUAAUAAAAGUGGGACUUUUUCAAGCCAGCAGCUAAACCUUUAACCUUGUUAUAAUUCAAAUACAACUAUCUGAGUGACAGAGCCAUCUUUAGGCAGUGUGCUCAAACCCUGAGAUGACACUGUAGACUUACAUUACAUUAUAAAACUAAAAAUGUGGGCUGUGCAUAAUUUCAAUGAAGAAACUACAGGAAAUGUCUCUGUUCUGGAGACACUGUAAAGUCUGUCUGAACUUAAUUAAGUUAAACCAGUAACUCAGCAGAGACCUCUUAAAUGAUGGUGAUUAUUUAAAACUCAGAGAAUCAGUGCACUGAAGCUGAUAUUGCAGAACAUGGUCGGCCAACACAUACCUAAGACUUUCCUUCUGUGUUUUCUAUUCAUUUGUCCCCAUUGCUUAUUUCUAGGCCAUCCUACAGACAUGCUUCAUUGUGAUAGCAGUUUACACUGAGCCCUUAUCACACUCUGCCUGGUCUCAAGUGCAUAUUUAAUAGUUUCCUUGUCUGUCUAUGGAUUACUUAGAAUCUAAAAAAGCACAAUUAAAUGAGCGCAUCUGUGGCAAAGAAGGAUGCAGUCUUUUUCUAUCUUUUUUUCUUCCAGGGUGGCUUUAUCCGAGUGAGGAAGAGAGAUUUAGAGAAGUUGACCACAGAAGUCAUGCAGCUUAGAGAGUUCCUGCCCAGAGUUGUGAAUGGGGAUCUGAUGGAGAUGCUGCAUAAAGCCCGAGCAGCUCAGACAAUGAAGGAGCAGAUUGUGAAGGAGCAGAUGAGGCAGGAGUGUCUGCACCUGCAGUCUCGACUGGAUGCUGUGCAAACUGAGAGUCAAAAAGAGAAAGAGGAAAAGCUGCUGUUACGUGAGCAACUGUGGCAGAGCAGAGUGGAGCUGCAGCAGCAGGCAGACUUCUGCUCUGGUCUGGGAUCUGCUGCCUGCAGUCUGCUGUGGAGCUGCUCUGCCAAGGAGGACACCGUCUCACUUUGGCUGGCUGAUGGGAAGCUGCAGGCCUUCCUUGCUGUAGCUGCUCAGACUCUCGAGAGCUUUGUCACGUCUUUGGAUGAAGAGGAGAAAAGUCAAACUGAGGACUACAACUCCCACGAGCACCAGUUUGUGCUGGCAGUGGCUGGGACCAUUACUAAUGUAGCAGCAGUAACGCAGGGGCGGGACUUCCUGUCAAGCUCAGCGCAUGUCUUGCUGGACACUUUGAUGAAACUUCUCAAGUUGAUGAAGCCUGGUGUCUUCCCCAGACUGAAAGUGUUGAUGCUGAUGGCGCUCUAUAACGUGAGCAUCAGUCUCAAAGGACUGAAGUACCUGAGUGAGAACCAAGGAAUCCUCCCUCUCAUCUGGAGCCUGCUUGAUGACGGACACUGGGAGGUGUGUCUCCACUCCCUGCGUCUCCUGCAGUCCAUGUUGUUAGAGGACGAUGUGUUGCUCCUGUUGGGCUCCUCGCUCCUGGAUCCAGACCUGUGUGCUCGCGUCAGCAGGCUCGCUGCCAGCACGCAGCCAAGCCUGAGACUGACUGCUCUGCAGACCUUGGAGGACCUCCAGGCCUUCCAACAGGGCCGGGCCUGCAAACAGAGCCGUGUGUGACGAGGGAGGACUUGAAGUGAAAGAAGAGCCUUUCUCACUGCAUUGUUCACCGUUCAGCUUCUAUGUAUGUUCACACUGCUGUGCAUUGUUAGUGCUUAAAGUGCAUGUAGAUCUGCAUUGUUAAACCUGUCCUAGUAAAGAUGUUUGCAGUG
This is a messenger RNA of Maylandia zebra (zebra mbuna), 2267 nucleotides long. Lineage: Eukaryota; Metazoa; Chordata; Actinopteri; Cichliformes; Cichlidae. The record is from RefSeq and is a predicted model, not a curated record.